This is a messenger RNA of Condylura cristata (star-nosed mole), 2429 nucleotides long. RefSeq names its product polypeptide N-acetylgalactosaminyltransferase 12 (gene GALNT12). Gene Ontology annotation, cellular component: Golgi apparatus. NCBI's taxonomy places the organism in Eukaryota, Metazoa, Chordata, Mammalia, Eulipotyphla, Talpidae. The record is from RefSeq and is a predicted model, not a curated record. The transcript has 10 exons. The coding region runs from base 51 to 1805 and encodes 584 amino acids.
CUCUGCUAGCCACUGGGCGCGCUGACCCGCGGGCUUCAGCUGGCUGGCGCAUGUGGGGGUGCGCGGCGCAGCGGCUCUGCCCGCGGGGGCUGCGGCGGCGCGGCCGUGGGGCGCUGCUGACGCUAUUGACGCUGCUGGCCCUGGCCGGACUAGGCUCGGUGUUGCGAGAGCGGCGCGGGUUCAGGGGUGCCGAGCCGGGAGCCCAGAGCACCCCAAGACCCUGGAGUGCCCAGCGUUCCGGGCGUCGCGACCCGGUGUUGGCGCGGCCGCCGCUGGAGAACAACGCUCUGGGCGCGCAGGGCGAGGCGGUGCGGUUGCAAUUGGAGGGCGAGGAGCUGCGGCUGCAAGAGGAGAGCGUGAGGCUGCACCAGAUCAACAUCUACCUUAGCGACCGCAUCUCGCUGCACCGCCGCUUGCCUGAGCGCUGGAACCCGCUGUGCAAAGAGAAGAAAUAUAAUUAUGAUGAUUUGCCCACUACAUCUGUUGUCAUUGCAUUUUAUAACGAAGCCUGGUCAACUCUCCUCCGGACAGUUUACAGUGUCCUCGAGACAUCCCCAGACAUCUUGCUGGAAGAAGUGAUCCUCGUGGAUGACUAUAGUGAUAGAGAGCACCUGAAGGAGCGCCUGGCUGACGAGCUGGCCAAGCUGCCCAAGGUGCGCCUGAUUCGGGCCACCAAGCGGGAGGGCCUGGUGCGCGCCCGGCUGCUGGGGGCCUCCGUGGCGAAGGGCAAGGUGCUGACUUUCCUGGACUGCCACUGCGAAUGCCACGAGGGCUGGCUGGAGCCGCUGCUGCAGAGGAUACACCAAGAGGAGAAAGCUGUGGUGUGCCCUGUGAUCGAUGUGAUUGACUGGAACACCUUUGAGUACUUGGGGAACCCCGAGGAACCUCAGAUCGGCGGUUUUGACUGGAGGCUGGUGUUCACGUGGCAUGUGGUUCCUGAGAGGGAGAGGAAGCAGAUGCGGUCCCCUAUCGAUGUCAUCAGGUCUCCAACAAUGGCUGGUGGACUAUUUUCUGUGAGUAAGAAAUACUUUGAAUAUCUGGGGUCUUAUGAUACAGGAAUGGAAGUUUGGGGCGGAGAAAACCUCGAAUUCUCCUUUAGGAUCUGGCAGUGCGGUGGGAUCCUGGAGACACACCCGUGUUCUCACGUCGGCCACGUUUUCCCCAAGCAAGCACCCUACUCCCGCCAAAAGGCUCUGGCCAACAGUGUCCGUGCAGCUGAAGUGUGGAUGGAUGAAUUUAAAGACCUCUACUACCAUCGCAAUCCCCACGCCCGCUUGGAACCUUUCGGGGACGUGACGGAGAGGAAGCAGCUCCGUAAGAAGCUCCAGUGUAAGGACUUCAGGUGGUUUUUGGAGAAUGUGUAUCCAGAGCUGCACGUGCCUGAAGACAGGCCUGGCUUCUUCGGGAUGUUCCAGAACAAAGGACUUCAAGGCUACUGCUUUGACUACAAUCCUCCCAAUGAAAACCAGGUGGUGGGACACCAGGUCAUCCUGUACCCCUGUCAUGGGAUGGGCCAGAACCAGUUUUUUGAGUACACAUCCCAGAAUGAGCUGCGCUACAACACCCGCCAGCCAGAGGCCUGCUUAGCGGUGGAAGCGGGAGCCGAUACUCUCACCAUGCAUCUCUGCCAGGAAACUGCCCCGGAGAAUCAGAAAUUCUUCUUGAAGGAGGAUGGUUCUUUUAUUCACAAACAGUCUAAGAAAUGUGUCCAGGCUGAGAAGCACAGAGAGAGUGUCAUUCCUGUCCUGCGAGACUGCACCACCUCAGCACAUCAGCAGUGGUUCUUCAAGGAACGCAUGUUAUAGGGUGUGACCGACACCCCCGGGGUGGCGCCCGGACUCUCUGCAGAGAGACUCAGCAACUUGCCCCCGAACCCCGCCCACCAACAUGGCUGCGCUUCGCUUAUGAAAGUGAAGCUGGAACUAAUAACAAUGUGAAUAAACUUGUACUUAUUUUGCCGACUUUAAUAUUGUUCCUCAACACCCUGUUUUCAAAGGGUAAUUAUAAAAAGUUGACGGUUGGCUUGCAGAGAAUUAAAACCUUUAAAUAUUUUUCUAUCAUGUAUAUUCUGCUGUGCCUUUUUAUUCCCCCUGGCAAAAAGGGAAAUGUCUUGGGUUGGCAUUUGCAAGGAGUGCCAGGUAGGAAGAUAUUUGCAGAUGUGGAGUUUAGACUCCACUGCACUUUGCACAAACUGCUAACACCUCGAAAUUGGGUUGUGUUUCCCCCAGUAUAACAGGUAGACUCUAGGAGAGUUGUGUCACUGGAAUCUUCUAGAUUUAUUUAAAAAGCAAUACUGUUUGGUCUUGUGUACUGCCAUAGUCAAAACUCAGAUGUAUGUCAGCCAAAAAGGACUAAUCAGAGCUGAAGCCUCAUGGGGACAAGUUAGCUGUCCAAGGUCCUCUAAACUUCUAUCACACAGGGUAGGUGGA